ACGAUGUUCUAGUAUGGAGCAUUAAAACACAGAGGAAUAAAUGGAGUUUUAUCUGGAAAUAGACCCUGUAACUUUGAACCUGAUUAUACUUGUGGCUAGUUAUGUGAUUCUAUUAUUGCUUUUCCUUAUUUCAUGCGUUUUGUAUGACUGCAGAGGUAAAGAUCCCAGUGAGGAAUAUGGUCCUGAGAUGGAUCAACCCAUCCAGUCUCCAAUCCAGUUGGUAGUGAUGCAAAACACAGUGGAUGCUCGCUGCAUUAAUAACAAACCCAUCAUCACAGAGAAUAAGGGUGAGCUACCAGGAUCACGAAGCACUUUGGUCUAGAAGAGACCAGUAGGAAGACUCAAAUGGCAGUCACCACUCUGCAUGGUAGUUUAAUGAUGAUCGUUUUCACUUUAACUGCACAUGGAUGUCCAGGUACAGAUACUUUUCUGCAGUUACGGAGUGAAAAAGCCAAUGGCGUUAGAGUCUAAAAAAUACGGAUUAGCAUGGGAACGGUUGCAAAAGUCCAGAAUGAUAAUUGGUGACAAGAAGUAUUUAAGUUCCAGUCCAUGCCCGCCGGCCCCAGAGUACGAGCCCAUGCUGCCUCCACUCAGCACUCGCUCCACCACCACUCUGCGAGUCGGUCCGUUGGCUACUCCUGCUCCAUGACUCGGCCUGCGCUCGCUGUGCUGCGGGAUCAGCCCAAGCUCACUCUGCCGUGGGAUCUGGCCCACAAUCACUCUGCGGCGAGACUCGGCCCGUGCUCAGUCCGCUCCUCAACUCCAGUCUCCAGGUACAGCAGAAGGGCGCAGAGGGAAGGAAAAAAAAGCUAUGAAGAAAAGAAGAAAAAAAGAAAAGGGAAAGGGACUGGUACCUUGAAGAAUGUGCUUAAUAUUUUUGAGGAAAGAAUGGAUGAUACUGAAACAAUGUCCUUCCUGCCUUUAUCUUCUGCUACUUCAAUGAUUCUUGCUGAGCAAAAAAUCUCAUGUGCUCCCAAGACAUGGACAAAUGUUGACAGUGGCAGUGCCAAUGCUGGUUUAUAUAUCAAUUGUAAGAAGCCAAGCCAGCAACAACUGGACAGGAUCAAGGCCCACCCAUUACAAUUGGUCAACAGGUUAUAAAGGACUUCGAUCACUUUCCCUAUCUAGGACUAGAAAUUGCAACCUAAACCAGCAAGAUAUGGAAGAGAACAGCAAAGGUGCCAUGUACGUUAGACAUCUUGCAUCAUCACUGCCCAUUGAGGGAUGCCAAGCAUCACAUGACAUGCUAAUGAAGUCUGGUGAGAGGUCCCUGCAGGACUUUGUGAUGGAGAGAUGACUGAGCCUGACAGAACAUGUAUUUCACCUCCCAGAAACAUACCCUGACACAGUGCCAGUAGAAAGGACACCAACAGUUGGAAAAAGAAAACAGGGCCUGCCAAAGGAGACUAGCAAGUUCAUUUAAUGAGGACCUUCAAGACCAGAACAUCUGGGCCAGGGUUUGCAAUGGAUAGGGUCUUGCUGCCCACCCACGUCCCACAUAAGAUCAAAGGUAGUAAAUCUAAGCUGAUGAUAAAAUUCAGCCUCACCCCUCAUGAAUCUUCCAAAGUGAUCUCACUUCAUAUGCCAUUCUUUGUGACAACAGGAAGCUAUGUUUGAGGAUUUGUAAAACAGGAAAUCAGAUUUAUGAACCGCUAACCUUUUAACUAAACACCAUCUGAAGAAAAAAUCCACUUGAUGGGUAGCUGCGUAAGACCAAUUGUCACGUGUAAUAUCACAAUAGAAAAUGCUGGAAAUACUCAGCAGGUCUCGCAGCAUUCAUAGAGAGAAAGAUAGUUAACACUUCAGGUUAAUGUCCUUUCAAUUCCUUCUGCAGUUUUCUUCGGUUUUUGAAACUUUAGAGUUUGUAAACAAUAUUGGAUAAAAUAUGAAACAAAAACACAAAUUACUGGAGAUACUUAGCAGGUAGUAGCAUUUAUGCAGAGACAUAUAGUUAAUGUUUUGAAUCCAGUGAUCUUUCUUCAGAACUCUGAUUUAGUUUUCAUUGGACAACGUGUUGGUUUAGAUUUCCAUAAGUUGCUUUUUCUUGCAGAAAGACAGCACGGGCACAAUGGGUCAAAUAGCUUCCUCCUGUGCUGCAACCAUUCCAUGACAGGGCUUCCCAAAGUGGAGAUUGGGACCCUAAGUUGCAAGCAGACAUUUUGUGUUGUAAGCUCCAAGCCAGCAUGGAGCUCUGACUGAGUUACAAAGCUCCUGAUAUAAUAAACAGCUUCAUUCAGAAUCUACCCAUCAACUCUUCCAAGUCUCAUCCUCACUCGGGGAUCUUGACAAUUUUCAAGUCUUAAAGUAGGAACACAGUGGGAAAAUUUUGGCAAGUACUGUUAAAAGAAGUUUGACUCUAACUGGAAUCUGGUUGCACUGAAUUCCUGGAAUUUUUGGAGAUUUCCUGGUUGGUGUUGUAAGGGAUUACUUUCUCAUUCUCCUUUUAUAAGGCCCAGGAACAGAGACAUCUUGUUAUCUCAGAUUCUCUAGCAUCUGCAGUUCCUACUAUCUCAGGAACAGAAAGGUAUCUCUUCCUUCACUGAUUCAGGAAUGAGUGCUGAUACACCAAGUAAGGUGAGAUGUACUGAUCUCCACAAGAGCAAGAAGAAGCCUAUUUGGGGGCAUAGGAAAUGUCUAGUGACAGGAGUGCUCUGGACAAUAAGAACUUUUGAUAAUCUUUCUUUUCCUUUAGAUCUCAGCCAGGUCCCAGAGAGCCAAAGGGACAAUUCUAGAGUCUUCACUUCUCCGAUGGUAAGCACGUGAGGGGUUUAUCCAACCUGUACCUGUGUCACCCAUAUAUCCACCAGCUCUAUGCCAACUGAGCACUUUCCCAGUAAAAAGUCACAAACUCUGUUUGGAGUCAAUGGGCAUGAUUCCACAUUCUUCAUUUAUUCAAUGAUACCAUAAUUAUUUUGUCAGAAUCCUCCACAGCUCAUGAACGGGGAUUACAAAUGAUUGUAGAAAACACCAAUGUAUUAUAUUCUGUGAUAUAUAGUUCAAAUAUUAUUGGAAGAAAGGAAAAUUGGAUAAAUGGCACCUUUCACCAUCGCAGGAGGUCCAAAAUAGCUUUGGAGCAAAUUACAUGCUAUUGAAGCCUAGUUACAUUGUUAUGACACAGGAAAAGUGGUAGCCAAUAUCACAACAAAGUCCAAAGAACAGCAACAAGAUGAGUCACCUGCUUUUGGUCAUAUUGGCUGAAGGAUAAAUGUUAAUCAGGACUGAAAGAAUGCCACUACUCGAUGUGUUGUGGGAGUUUUUAAAAAUGUUACCUGUUACUUGUCUUUCUGAUCCAACAUCAAACUGAGACUGUUCUGACAAAGGGUCACUUGCCCCAAAAUGUUAACUGUGCUUUCUCUCAACAGAUGUUGCCAGACCUGUUGAGUUCUCUGGAAGUAUUUGUUUUUGUUUCAAAUUGAGACUGUCUUGUAGUGAUACUAUAU
Molecule: messenger RNA, 3440 nt
Organism: Stegostoma tigrinum
Lineage: Eukaryota; Metazoa; Chordata; Chondrichthyes; Orectolobiformes; Stegostomatidae
Gene: smim36
Product: small integral membrane protein 36
Exons: 3
Coding region: 41-322 (93 amino acids)
Source: RefSeq, a predicted model, not a curated record